UUGUUGCUAUUUAAGACACGGAAGAAAAACUGCGCACUCGCUAAGGCAGAUGAAGAUCAUUCGUGUAAUUUUUAAGUAAAGUGCAUAACGCAAAAAUGACAAUUUACUGUAUGGGGAAAAUCUAAGGGGGGAAAUAAGCGCCUUUACUUCCUCGUCCAUUUAACAUGGACCUGUGACUGAAAGCAACAGUGUUAUGGCGUGUGUUUUAGAUAUGAGGAUGGUUAAAUUGAUGAUAUUCUUUGCACAGCUAAGUCUUACACUCGUUUCUUCUAUAGAAAACACUACUAAUUGUUCGGAAAACUGCACUACAACAUCAGAAGAGAGUUCACUUAAUCCAUCUGGAACAACUUACUCCACGGAGGCGACUAACGUGCCUGUCUCCGCUUACACUACAUCAGAUACAGACAAUGCAACGGACGACAACUCUACAUUUCAUACCACAGACAAUGGCUCUUCAACACUCACGUCCCACACCACCACCAAGUCACCCAGUGCCAACUCAAGCAUCACCACCACGCCACCCAGUACCAACUCAAGCAAGGUCAACAACCCCGACUUGUGUGCAGUAAAUUUGAUAGUGGUGGCGGUGGCUGGAGGUGUUGUGAUUCUGUGUUUCAUUUGGAGUAUUUUUGUUUACUGCCGCUACAAACGAAAACUAAAUCGUUUACCGUUUGAAAAGAAGAUGUCAGCAAAAGAUAGUGUUCGGCUAAAUGAAAUGAAUGGAAGGAAGGUCUCUGCUGCACAUGAUGCACCUAAAAUAGAUGGGAUAGACCGGAAGUUUAGUUAUGAUAUGCACAGUGGGGGAAACGAACAUGAAGACCAAUUGAGUGAUACGUAUGACGUCACUGAACCGGAUUACGAAGAUGCUGAUGCUAAAUUGAAUGUAAAGGUCUCUAAGAAACCAAGUGAAAUGAACGACGAUGAUGAAGAUGAAGAAGACAGCCAAUAUGAUGUUCUAAAUAUUGAAGACGAGAACACUAAAACGAAGCGCAGUAGCAACUACGAGCGUGCGGAGUUUAAGACUUCAAAUGAAGGUGUAGACACCUAUGAUACCACUGAAACGUGCAACAGAAUCGUCUGCGAUGAGGAACAUGAUCGUCAGCAAAAGGAUCAGAUCAAUGGAACGGAACACCAAUCCAAAGUAACAAGUGAUUGUACUGCGAGUGAGCCAUCUAAUGGUAGUCAAAUCAAAACUUCCGAAUCCAACAAGCAGGUGGUCGACUCUUCAGAAAACCAGAUACCUGUGUCAGACGGCCAGACAGGGGAUACAAUUAUACCCCAAACAACAGCAUCAACAACCCUGAAUAAUAACGAAUCCCGUGAACCGCCACAUUCCGGUGAAAAGGCAGUGAAAACAGAGCUGGUUGGUGGAGACAAAGCUACACGUAAUGACUACGAGUUCGUUAAACACGUUGAGACGGCAAACCCUGAGAAUAAAACUUCAGAGGACAUUGUGAAAAACGAGACAUCUACCGAAAAUAAACAGGGAGAUAUCAAAGUCUAACAAGAUAAUCAUAUUCUGUAGUGUUUGGAAACAUUGGUAUACAUGUACCAGAGUACAGUUAGAAGCACAACAUGUCCCUGUUAUGGAGUAGCUGCAUCAGUACAUGUUUGGGUACACUAUAUAUGUACAGGUAUUUGUACAAGCUAUAAUCAGCAUGUACGAAUGUUUUUUUGUUUUUUUUUUGUAAAUUCUAUAGAUCUUAUGACACAAAAAUCAUACGUAACGUAAUAAUCUGACAAAAAUGGACCAUCGUCGCUAGCCACGGUUACUGAGUCCGGUAGUACAUACACUAUCUCAAACUGUGGCUGCAUGAUCAGCGAAAUCCUCAAUUUUCAUAAAUAUUUAUGAAAUGACGCAAUAAUUUGUUUUGACCAAUCACAGUCACAAUAACAGAUUUCCCAUAUUUUAAUGGCUGCGCCCACAAUUAAAACGUGCAGUAUUUGUUUACAAGUACAUGUAUUAACUGGCAAAAAGGCUACAGACCCCUGUUUACAGACGCAAGUAAAGUAAAGCAUCCAUUAAAUGAAAUUCGCAUUAACAGCCGUGGUUACGUUUGUAAAUUCUGUGUUGAUAAACGUAAUCGUAUUUUCAAACUUGAUGAGGAAAUUCGGGGUAAAGUGGAUGUGUUGAAAUCUGAAAGACUAGAGUUGAUCGGGCAUUUAUCUAAAAAGCGUGGCGUGGUUACGCAUAUUAUAUGGUAAAUCUAUUACACCGGUGAAGUCAACAAAGAACAGUCCAUUAGUUACAACGGCUAAAAAGUGUCUAAUUCUUAAUUGGCAAUCCUCGGGUUAUUCUUCUACGAGCACGCAAUGACCUCCGAGUGAUUAUUCUUGCCAUCAAUCAAAAUCAUGGACGCUCACCGAUUGGUUAACUAAUAAACAUAAAUAUUCAUGAAGUCGAGGAUUUUGUUUAAUCAUAUAGCCACGACAUUUGACGUAGUGUAAACGGAGACAAUAGGCGUGGCUUGCGACGAUCAAAAUGGACUUGUAUAGAAAAUCUUAAGGUAGGUUUAAUUUAUAUGAUGAUUUAAUUCAUUCAUUUGAUCAAUGUGUAAUAAAUGAAAACCUAGACAAAAUGAUAACUGAUAUGUUUGUAUAAAGAAUAAAGAAUUGUAGUGGC
Ostrea edulis (European flat oyster) is the source of this 2623-nucleotide messenger RNA. RefSeq lists its product as uncharacterized. The record is from RefSeq and is a predicted model, not a curated record. NCBI's taxonomy places the organism in Eukaryota, Metazoa, Mollusca, Bivalvia, Ostreida, Ostreidae. The coding region runs from base 194 to 1504 and encodes 436 amino acids. The transcript is spliced from 5 exons.